Zonotrichia leucophrys gambelii is the source of this 2107-nucleotide messenger RNA. It is a transcript of the gene RBM42, whose product is annotated as RNA binding motif protein 42. Bases 543 to 1922 code for a protein of 459 amino acids. The record is from RefSeq and is a predicted model, not a curated record. Gene Ontology annotation, molecular function: mRNA binding. The transcript has 13 exons. Lineage: Eukaryota; Metazoa; Chordata; Aves; Passeriformes; Passerellidae.
UUGCCACCCAUGGCCCGGCCCCUUUUUUUAAUCCCCCACCGCCGCCAUGGCCCCCCCAGGGACCCUCGGCCUGGUCCUGCUGCUGCUGCUCGCCCCAGGAUUGGCCGCGGCGCAGUCAGAAUGUUCCGGGUGCCUCCCAGGGCCUGGACCAAUCACGGCGCUCGUUGUUGGUGACGUCAUCCUGACGCUCUUGAUUGCGGGCGGAGCCUAUUGGCUGGCAUGGCGGAGCCACAGAGCCCCGCCCAAGCCCCGCCCACUGGAGCCGGAGUCGCACUACCAGGAGCUGCAGGGCGCGCGCGGGGACAUCUACAGCGAGCUCAAGCGCUGAGCGCCGCCUCCCCCGCGGCCUCCGCCCUCUAUUGCCGCCAUUAAAGCGCUUUUUUGCCCCUUCCGCAGCCAUUUUUGUCCGUUUUUCGCUGAUUUCGCCCCAAUUCCGCCUUUGUUUAUUAAAAACGGGGAAGUGCUGUCGCGCUGAGUGACGUCACCGCGCCGCGCCGGAAGUGCCCUUCAGGCGGGCGGAAGUGGCCGUGGCGGUUCCAGCCAUGGCGGCGUCGGCGGCUCCCGGAGCGGCGGGGCCGGGAAUGGCGGCGGGAGGCGGGCCCGGUGCCGCGGUGGUGGCGGCGGGGCCCGGAGCGGUGGCGGGAGGCGGCGGGGCCGCGGUGAAGAGCGGCGAGGAGCGGCUGAAGGAGAUGGAGGCGGAGAUGGCGCUGUUCGAGCAGGAGGUGCUGGGCGCUCCAGGCCCCGCCCCCGGGGACCCUUUGGCCCCGCCCCCCGUCCUGCGUCCGAUCAUCGCCACCAACACCUACCAGCAGGUCCAGCAGUCCCUCGAGGCUCGCGCCGCCGCCGCCGCCACCGUCCCCCCCUUGGGGACACCGCCGGUGCCAUUCGUGGGGCCAGCAGUGUCACCGCAGCGGCCGCCGAUCCUGCGCCCGGCAUUCGUGCCACACGUGCUGCAGAGACCAGCGGGUCCCCGGGGUCCCCUGGCCCUGCGCCCCCCCCCCGGGGCCAUGGUGGGGGUGGGGCCUCCCCUGGGGGCCCCCCCCGCCCCCCCCCUGCUGCUCGCCCCUCCCCCACUGCAGAGACCGCCCCCCACCCCCCCCCUGGGGGCGCCCUUGGGCGGGGGAGGGGCCCUGAGAGCGCCCGGAGCGGCCGGCGGGGGAGGGGCUCCGGUGCCCCCCCUGCCCCCGGUGGCCGCGGGGGGACCCCGAGUGCCCCCCCCGGGCCCCCCCCCGGGCCCCCCCAAACCGACCCCGCCCGUCAUCCAGGCCGCGCCCACCGUGUACCCGGCCCCGCCCCGCCGCGCCCCGGAGGAGACCCCGCCCCCUCGGGCCCCGCCUCCCGAGGAGCCUCGGAUUGGUCCCAGCCUGCCGGCUCCGCCCCCCGCCAUGGCCACGCCUCCUCCGGAGCCGCGCCCUGGCCCCGCCCACAUCGCGCCAGUGCCACGCCCCCUGCGCAGGCCACGCCCACAGGACCCGCCCUUCCCUGUGCCUGAGGUGGGGGCGGAGCCUGCGGCCGAGGACAAGCGGAAGGGGCGGGGCGAGCGGCUGAAGCGCUGCAUCCGCACGGCGGCCGGGAGCAGCUGGGAGGAUCCCAGUCUGCUGGAGUGGGACGCUGACGAUUUCCGCAUUUUCUGCGGGGAUCUCGGGAACGAGGUGAACGACGAGACGCUGGGCCGCGCCUUCGGGCGCUUCCCGUCCUUCCUCAAGGCCAAAGUGAUCCGGGACAAACGCUCGGGCAAGACCAAGGGCUACGGCUUCGUGUCCUUCAAGGACCCCAACGACUACGUCCGGGCCAUGCGCGAGAUGAACGGGAAGUACGUGGGCAGCCGGCCCAUCAAGCUGCGCAAGAGCCAAUGGAAGGACCGGAACCUGGAGGUGGUGAGGCGCAAACAGCGCGAGAAGAAGAAACUGGGGCUGAGAUAGCCCAGACUGGGACAGACUGGGACAAACUGGGAGGGACUGGGAUGGAGAUAACCCAGACUGGGAGGGACUGGGAUGGAGAUAAACCCAACUGGGAUAAACUGGGAGGGACUGGGAUGGCAAUAAAGUUGAUGUUAGAGCUGUACUGGAGUGUUGGAGUGUGACUGGGAGGAACUGGGAGGGACUGG